AUGGCACAUUUUUUGCCCCUCUCUCCCUUUUUUCAUUAUGGAACGCACACACGCCUGGCAUCUUAUUCUUUUCAAAAAUAUGAUAAGGCGUUUUCGACACAGACGUGUAACCGAUCUCGUGCUUAG
This is a messenger RNA of Trichoderma gamsii, 126 nucleotides long. RefSeq lists its product as hypothetical. NCBI's taxonomy places the organism in Eukaryota, Fungi, Ascomycota, Sordariomycetes, Hypocreales, Hypocreaceae. The transcript is spliced from 2 exons. The coding region runs from base 1 to 126 and encodes 41 amino acids. The record is from RefSeq and is a predicted model, not a curated record.